CUUCCGGGCGAUAGUACGAUACGAACAGCCGUGUUGAGUGCGAGUAUGUCGUCUGUGAUGCAGAGGGUUGUCGUAAGGCCGACUGGACCCCGUCUACGAUUUACGUAUCCGAACUAUGCGAUCCGCACUGAUUUCUGAUCGUUGCGAUUAAGAUUGACCAGAAACACGACAACAAUUGAAUUCAAUUAACACCUUCGUUGCGGGUGUGUGAAAGUGCAAAGAGCACAGUUCCGCGUCACUUUGAUCUGGAGCUGUGGACCUAAGAUAUUAGGAUCAGUCGCAACAGGUGAUCCACUAACAAUUGGAUUUCGAUUAUCAUUAGUAACGAUCAUAUGACUUCAUAGUGCGCGAUCCGCAGUUUUUCGCAUGGUGACGAAAGGUUCUGGAGUUCAAGUCGCCCCAGCGUGAUUGCCUGGGUCUUUGUUGGAUCGCGUGAAAUAAUCGUAAAUAAUUGAUGAUCUAAUGAAGGAGCAUGUGAAGUGAUCGAUAAUUAUAAAUGUUGCUUGUGGUGAGGAGAGUCGAAAAAAGAGAGCCGCGUAUUUGCGCUAGUGAUCAGUGAACGUGGCCUUUUGACCGAGUUUGAUGAUUAUUUACCCGCGAGAGUUUGCCAAAUUUAUUGUGAUUGCGAAAAAGUGCGGGAAUUUUGUUGGGGGAUCUAUUUUUGUGGUUCGUUGGAUUAUCAUUGAAUUGUGGUGACGAUUUCUUGUUUUUCUUAAUUGAAGUUAAUUUUGCGUUGGAUUAUUGCUUUGUGGUAGAAUCGUGCAGUGACCAGGAGUCAUACUUCGGAGAUACGAGUUCUGUUUUGGUAAUGAAAUCAAGAUCGAUCAAGGAGGCGCCAUUUGAUACGCAACUCAAUAGCAAAGGGACUCUGUCUUCGGCGCGAUCGCGAUGCAUCAAUAACGCAUAAGAGAUUGAUGACUAUUAUCACAGUUGGCGGCGGCGGCGAAUGCGAGUGAUCGCGCGACAAUCAACAAUACCUACAAAGUCAACAAUACCUGGGUUCGCUGCAAUCAAGAUCAUUAUCAUUGCAAUUCUCCACGACGUCUUGAGCGAGUCUUUGGCGUUUCAGCUAUUUCUUAAGACAAACCAUCUCCGUCAUUCCGGUUAAUGGAGAGCUGAUGCAAGCGAUCGAUGACGACAACCAGAUAUUUAAUAAACACAAAUAGAUACUUGUGUACAUCUAGAACGCAACCAAAGUAAUUUUGCGCAAGAUACCGCGGAAGACAAUAGUCAGACGAGGCAGCCGAGACCGUCAUUAAGGAAGAAAUACGACAUAUCCUCGAAACCCUGGUUGCAUCCGAUUGCGCUCGAUCACUGCAAGAUCCCCUCAGUCAUCCGGUUCAGUGCACUCAUUAACGAUAUCUCCGAGCGAAAAGUGCAUUAUCUUAAGUUAUACAAUUUACGAAAAAUAAUGAUCGAGGAAAGCAACAAAAAGGCAUCCGCUGUUUUGACGAAUAAUUUCGACGAUCACAAAUUGCAUCGACCGGAUCCCCGUCACCAUUGCCGCUGCACCAAGAACAACAUCAUCAUCAACCGCAUCAACAAUUCCAUCGAGGGAUCGACAGCCGACCUGGCCGCAGCAACGACAGUAUGACGACCAUAAUGACAUGGGAGUAAUCUAAAUUCAACUUGUUAUCGGGAAAAGACAAACCCAGAUCACAACAGAAUUUAGAUUUAUCUUAAUUUGAAUAAUAUUUAAAUUUCAACCAAUUUUUUAACCCGGAAAAAAAAAAAUCUCGAACGACCAGAAAGCCGCGUAGCAGAGCGAUCGUGCAAGUAAUUGAUCAUUAGUGCGUCCGCGGAGUUGAAGUGAAUGUAAAAGGAUUUUCAGGGUUUAUGGUGGAUUUUGUGGUGGAUUUUUUAUCGGAAAUUUAAUUGAGCUGAUCUGGAAGUUGUGAUAUACGGUACAGUGCAAACAGUGGCAAUAUGACGAAGUAUAAACCGCCCAAAAGGAAACGAGAUGACUCGGACUGCUGUAGCAGCCUCAAUCUGAUCAAGUACAUGCUGCACACAUUCAAUUUUGUGUUUUUGGUAUCGGGCGUAACGGUUUUAGGUGUAGCCGUUUGGACAAUUCUAUGGAAGCACGACUACGUCUGUUUGUUAACGAAUCUAACAUAUCUAGUCGGAACGUAUGCAUUCGCAAUAGCUGGAAUUUUGGCGAUUAUUGGAUAUCUAUUGGCCUGUUGUGGGAUGUUCUACGAAAAUCGUGUGUUAAUAUUAUGUUACAUAUUCUUGCUAGUCCUGGUCUUCCUACUUGAAGCGACAGUCGGCGGUCUAGCGUAUAUUUAUGAGAGUCAAAUCGAGGAUGAGUUACAGCUAACACUUAAGGAAACCUUCAUAACAAAUUAUGGAUUAGACGAGCGUAAAACGAAUGCCAUAGAUUUGAUGCAACAACGGUAUAUGUGUUGCGGUGCCAUAAUCUUCGAGGACUGGAAGGAAAGUGUUUGGUUCACAACGAAUCGAACUGAUCUGAUACGAACGAAAAAUGGUCGACUAGUGCCUGACUCCUGCUGUUUGACAGAAACGGACAUGUGUGGAACACGAGAUCAUCCUAGCAAUAUUCAUUAUACGGGUUGCAUUCACAAAAUGUCCGAAGAAUUUCGCCAACACCUGGGAAUAAUCGGUGCUAUUGGUCUUGGAAUUUGUCUAAUUCACAUCAUUGGUCUACUAUUGUCCUGUUGUCUCUAUAUAAAGCUCAAGGAUCCGGACGAUUGACAAUUACCUGCGGUCCAGGUCUACGAUUCGAGCUACCAAUCAGGUAGCUCCUACGAUCGUGGAUCUGGAUCGCAGCAAUUCAUUGAUGCCUCCGCAGUUGCGACACGGUCAUCCUUAGCAUCUCCGUCGUCGCUGAGUAAUUACGAGGAUGGCAUCAGCCUAAUAUCUAGUACUAAUAUUAAUAGCAAUAGUUUACCCCGUCGAAGUAAUGGCACAUUCCCAAAUCCAAUGAGCCAGAAGAAACGGAUACGUUUCGCACCUAUGACCAACGGUUCUACUUACACUAGUAGUGAUAGCAUAUAUCCACAGGAUGUGAGCUUAUAGUAGUCGUAGGAUGUAGUGGGUGACUUGAAUUGGGGUGAAAUGUUCUCAUAAGUGUACCGACUCCUUUCCAUUUGAGAAUUUCGUCCUCCACCAGUGAUUUCAUUUGCACCUAUCGACAAUGCACACCAUUUCUCAACUGCUCAUCCUAGUUUUUAUGUCCUUGGUAUUCCUCUGGGCACCAUCAGCUCAGUAUCCUUCGAAUAAUUAAAUUAUGAACAAAAUUCAUCCAUCGACACUGGGAGGGAGUAGGAUUAUGAGAGCAUUUCAACCCCCUCACAUAUCAUAGCUUUAUUUAACACUUCAAUUGUGAUAUUAAUUUCUAAUGCUGUAAAAUUAUAUUUUGUAAAUUUAAAAGUUUGAAUGCUAACCACAUCCAUAAACUUAUUGUGAACGUCUCGAAGAAUGCUUACUGCCAUUAAUACUUAAAAAGAACAGUCAAAAUAUUCGAACUAUAACGUACAAAAAAUUAUAACUACAAUUGUAACUAAAUAGUUUAACUUUAAUUAGAUUAAAAAUUACAAUAAUUCUUACUGAAAGCACACAACUUUUGAGUAGUUAUCCUUGUCAAAUCAAUGCGAAAAAAUACGCAACACUAGAAAGCAUAAUAAAUCAGGGAACUUCUCCACCAAUUCCUUGGAAGCCCAUCUCAAUUUGCAAUUUAGGAAGGACCCUUAUUUUCGGCCAACAACUUACAUCCAAAACUGUGAAAGUAAUACUUCAUAUAACCUUCAAAAACGGGGGUCAUUCAAUAAUCAAAGAGACAAAGUAGAAUAGAAUAAGAAGAGCUGGUUGUUUUUUAAUUAGGGACAACCCUAAUAUAUUUAAUCACAUAUUAUUGCUAUUUCGGGAACCAGUUGCUCCCUUUCUCAAUGCGGACAAUCUAAAUCAAAAAAGUCCUAGCCUCCAUUUUUGUUUGACAAAUUACAAACAAUGGCCGCCUUCAACUCCAUGAUUCAUCGAAUCUACACGGCCCCGCAAGAUGAAGAAACCAUCGAGAAGGAGAAGGAAUACAUCCUCACCAUCGCAGAGAUAAAAGGCUGUAAGAAAAACAUUAGAACAUCUGAUGAGACGGAAGGAGAGGCAAUUGAAGGCAAACCAGGAAACAACAGCUGAAAAAAAAACUGGAUUCCCCAAAAGGACUACGUCAGGCAAACAAAAAGACUAGUGGCAACCAGAAUCAAGGAACACUUAGAGGCAGCGAGGAUUAAUGAAAGGACAACGAGCAGCGACUGAAAUAAAAUCAUCAAUAGCCAAGCAUAUGAUAACCCACAACCACACAUCACCAUGGAGAACAUACGGCACGAGGAACACAGACGCUGGUCAUCCUGGAAAGUUGAAGGUUAUUGGGAUCUCGUCUUCAUUGUGAAGGCAAUUUUCGGUGGAUAUUAUUGAGACCUCCCUCGUGACCACAGCAAGGACAUCAUCCAAAUAUCUUACCCAAAAUCGAGGCAUUAUUCCCUCUUUUUCCAGGGGGUUACCAAUUGUAACUCCUGAGAGUCUCUUAUAGCAUCGUACGCUGAAAGUAAAAUAGGUUUCGCUCAUUCAUAGAUAGGGCAAUUUUUCAUAUUGACGAACCUCUUUUUUCCGCUCAGAGGAGCCUUCUCUCUUCAGAAGUUCUUCUUCCAGUUAAGAAAAAUAUUUUUCUAUUCACAUCCCCAGGACAACCUAAAGGUUCAAUACCAAAAAUCAGAUAUUACUCUGGGAAGAAAACCCUACUCUUAUAUAUUCGUGCCUAACUGAGGAUGUGCACCUUCUCUCUGUUGUUUUUCGAGAUUUCCCUGCGCUUGGAUAUAACAAUAUUUUCCAAUUUCCGAUCUAUUUUUCUUCCCAUCAGUAAUCGUACUCCCUCCGGCAUUCAAAUCCGCAGCUACUUUUGAGGGUGGCUCACUAGCAUUAAUUUUCUGCAAAGCGCGAAACUUUUGUUCCAAAGAGAUCACAUUGGUUUUUCGUUUGACGCCCCUAGUCACAUUCAGCAUUUAUUACCGACAUUCGACUGAUUCUUCUUUUGUUUUUGGUCACUUUUAUCUCUAGGCAGCAAUUGACAAACUUCUCUUGAAUGGAUCCUUUUCUUGACUGUCGUUCCUCUUGAAAACAUGCGCUUAGUGUUCUUACCGUUUUUGUCAUCCAAUGAUCUACUUUCAACUCAGAUUUUAUUGCUGGUGUUCUCGGUAGAGUGGUACUUCGCUUAAACAACUCCUUUUCUGAAUCUCAAAACUGGUAGCAUUAGAUACCAAGUUGUCCACCACCGAGGCACUUCGGUCGAGGAAUAUCUCCGAGCUCACUUUCUCAUUCCUAAAAGCUGCCGGUACUGAGGUUCCGAACCCCCGCACGAGAAGUUUCCUCUUUCUCACGUCUUCGAUAAUGUUUUUAUGUUUUGAGUAUCCUUCCCAUGAAUGUCCGUGCACCAGAGAUGAGCACACACUAGCCCAUACACAGUCAGAAAAUAAAAAUGCAUGAACACAUAUUUACAUCAAUAGAUAGGCCCCAAUCCGCUGCCUGGGUUCGCGCCUGAUGGUAGAUCUGACAACUCCUCACAGGUCUGUCUGUCCCUAUUUUUUUUUAAAGAGGUGGAAAUCUCCAGAAUUCAGUGUCCUGGACACGCGAGUGUGUGGAAUUUUUUUCUAAUAAAACCACCCCCGAAUCUCCCUACACUGUGGAGUCACCAUUAGGUAUUACAUCAUGGGGUCAAGCUAGCUUACUUUAGCUAGGUAUCCUUUCGGUUCUCGCAGCGAUCGCAACCGCGUUUUAUUCACCUCUUCUGCUCUUCGCAGUUGCGAUCAUGGAGUUGAUCGCAUCCCAAUUCUUCACAAAAUUUCCGGUGAUAGCAUUUCACCUAGAGUUUCCUAUUUCCACAAACAUCGGGCAUUGGAAGAAUACGUGCACUCGGUCCUCUGAGACCUCAAAGCAGCUUGGAUAAUCAGGUGAGAUAUCCAAUUCAGACCUAUAUAAGCGUUAACUAUAUCGAACAUGGCCGAUGAGAAACUGGGGGAGACUAUAAUUAAUCUCUCCAUAUUUUCUCUCCAGCCACUCCCUGAUAUUAAGGAUCAACCUAUAUAUUCAACUAUCGGCAAUCGGCACCAUUCCUGAGAUGGCGAACUCCACAUCAUCUGAGACGGUCCGAAAAGCAGAACCGACCAUUAGGACUGUUCUUCUGUAGACCGCGCUCAGUUAUGCAGCGCUGAUCUACAACCUAGGACUGCACAUUGCAAGAUGGAACUCACCACCUUAGCAACAAGUACCCUGCAAGUAUCCCGCGGAUCUCCUACAUUCGGCAUCAAUUUUGCCAGUGCCAUAUUGGCGAUUGAUCCAUUUUCACAAAUAUAGUCCACGUGUUUCUUAAAGCUGAGCUUUGCAUCUAUCAUCUCUCCCAAAUAUUUGAUGGCGGGCUUGGAAGUGAGGAUAUGAUUCUCAAUUCUAAUACCAGCGAAAUUUCUCUUUCGGCGCUUGGUGAUGAGGACCGCUUCCGUCUUUUCCUCCGCGAGUGCCAGCCCAAUGCCAUACAACCAAGCCUUCAAAGCACCGAUUGCUUCGCAUGAGUACAACUCAGCAUUUUCAAGAUGCCUUACAACCACUACCAGUGCAUUUUCGUCGGCAUGGCCCACCAUCGUGAUCCAUCGGAGCCGGAUGAUGAUGCAUGAUGUUCCACAAUAGUGGGCCUAACACGGAGCCCUAUGGGACACUCGCGGAGACUACGUACUCCUAAGGUCCAUCAUCGGUGUUAUACUAGAAUGUCCAUUCUCGUAGGUAGCUGUCCACAAUGGCAGCGAGUUAGGUGCGAAUACCAAUCGUCUCCGGAGACGGCGACCCCAAUUGACCAAAUUGAAUGCAUUUUUCACAUCAAAGGCUAUUAACACGCAAUAUUUCUCUGGUACUACCCUUUCCAUGAAUUGCAUUUUCAGCCAAGCCACCAACUGAUUUGAUGGCAUCAGUGGUUGGUCUGACAGCAUCAACAGCAGCGAAUGCAUGGUAAAGCUUACGGCCUUAGCGGCGCGAUGAGUCAGACAGCGCCAAUGCGAACCGCGAAAAUUGGGAAAAUUUGUUCGUAUAAAGCGGAUUUUCGGUGACGGCGAUUGGGAUAAACGGGAGUUUACGUGACUCUUUAUUAAAUGCGAAUUUUUUUUAAAAAAUAAUAAUUUUCCAACUUUUCCACCAAAAUUCAUGCGUUUGCCUCAAUGGGUUGCUGGUUUUUCUAUAGCGGCUGUAACAAAACCUUUCGUCUUGGUUUUUGAGCAAAUUUCCCAAAAUUUUUCGACAUCCUCGUUAUCCUUGACUAGUGCGCACAUAAUGCCUCCUUCAAUGGCCAAAACAAAUGAAAAUCGAAUCACGGUAGCUCCGGGCUGUAAAGCGGAUGAGAUAACACCACCCCAUUUUGUUGAUGGUUUCAGGGGUAAGUUGAGAUCGUACGUUGUCUGGUUGGAAAAUCAUACCUCUCCUCUGAGAUCCACGGCAUCUCCUCGCUCAUGUCUAGCUUCACCUUUUUCAAAAGUAUAUCUAAGCAUCGCUAUCGCUGUUCAUUGGCAUUCUUCGAGAUAAUCACAAAAAGAAAAGGCAUGCAGUAUCCCGAAAAACAAAUAACAUUACUUUCGAUUUUUUUUUUGGCGCGUGCGCUGGUGUGUUCCCACUCUCUGCUUUCCCUUUUAGAUGUUGGCUCAUAGGAACGAACCCAGGUAUAAACACAAGUCAAAAUUGUAUCAACGAACUGUCCAUCUUCUCAUUACCAUUACCAUUCGCUCGUCUAGCUGUGGACACACUCUCAAACUUGUAUCCUUGUGUGGCCGCGUAAGCUCCUUCAGAUUUGGCGGUGCUUAAGUUUGUUACUGAUAAUAUUAUGAACUGUACCAAAACUAGCAAUUAUUCAUCAUUCAUCAAUGCUACCAAUUGGACUUUUAAGUGAGGGAAUUAAGAUCAGUUGAGGCCGACCAGCACGAUAGUCUUUCCAAUAAUGCAAACUUAAGGCGGGAAACCACAUUUGAAGGCCUAUUUUUCACCACUUGGCUCUAUCGAAUGCCUCAUCUGAAUGCAAUCUCGAGGCUUUUGAAUCCUCAUCCAGCGUAUCAAGCCACCUUUGUUUCAGCCGGCCUUUUAGUCGUUUACCAUCGACUUCGAUGUUCAGGCCAAUCCUGUCAAGUGAAUUCUCGUUAGCACCAAUUGCGUGACCAUCAAAGACGCCUCUCUCUGGUGCAACCGCAUAAAAAUCGCGGAGAUCCUCAUUUCGGAUGUGAUCAAAACGUGUCACGCCACUAAUCCAAUACAACAUCUUCGUCUCCAUUACCGCAAGACGCCAUUCAUUGUAUUUUAUAGUUGGUCAACA
Hermetia illucens (black soldier fly) is the source of this 8350-nucleotide messenger RNA. Its product is annotated as CD151 antigen-like. Bases 1927 to 2715 code for a protein of 262 amino acids. The transcript is spliced from 7 exons. Gene Ontology annotation, cellular component: membrane. The record is from RefSeq and is a predicted model, not a curated record. NCBI's taxonomy places the organism in Eukaryota, Metazoa, Arthropoda, Insecta, Diptera, Stratiomyidae.